Aedes albopictus (Asian tiger mosquito) is the source of this 2803-nucleotide messenger RNA. RefSeq names its product CLIP domain-containing serine protease B15. Gene Ontology annotation, biological process: proteolysis. The transcript has 4 exons. Gene Ontology annotation, molecular function: serine-type endopeptidase activity. NCBI's taxonomy places the organism in Eukaryota, Metazoa, Arthropoda, Insecta, Diptera, Culicidae. The record is from RefSeq and is a predicted model, not a curated record. The coding region runs from base 1712 to 2797 and encodes 361 amino acids.
CUUAUAUAACUGGUCUAGCCGCACAAGUUCUACAUAAACCAUAUUCUCAGGUUCAGCUUCUAAAAUGAGCUGUAGGUGGUUGAUCUUAGAUAUGAUCAAAUGACAUUUACGGUAUACUUCGUAGAUUGGAUACUAACAACAUUCAUGUACCUUAUGAUAAUCAUGCUCAAACUGCUUUUCGGAACAAGUCCGGGGAGGUCACUUUGCUCCAAUCUUAAGCAAGAAUAUCAAAAGCACGUAUGUUAUUAUUCCCUGCUACGCCCAUCUUUACCGUAACUUGGGAUAGGGGAAGGAAAUGUGGAUGUAGCACAUACUUAAAAGACCUCCGACUCAGUCACACUCUCAUAAGUACUACGGAGUGGGUGGUUCGGAGAUGUAAUAGGUCAAGGAAUCACCUGACAAGCUGGUGAUGGACCCAUGGCAUUUGUUGUUUACUUGAUUAAAAUUUUAUCUUUUGAAAGCCAGCAAUAAAAAAAAUGUUUUCUAUUUAUUUGAUAAAUAAUUAUGUUUCUGCUCACUGAGAGGCACAAGCAAAACCGAUCCCUCCAGGGUCAUCGGAAGUUCAUAAUAAAUGUUUAAAACAUGCAAAAACAAGCCGGCGAUCCGAGAAAAAAUAAAAUAAAAUAAGCAAAGCAAAGUAAAGAAGAAACCGCGUAAAUAAAAUAAACGAUCCGAUUUAUCUCAAAAAACGUAGAAAAAAAAAUCACCUAAAACGAGUUUAACAAAAAUAAUAUCAAACGAGAUUUUUUUUCUAUUUAUUGUAUAAAUUAUAUUUCUGCUCAGUGAGAGCGAGAGGCAUAAGCAAAACCGAUCCUUCCAAGAUCAUCGGAACUUUGCGAACGCGCGAAAAAAAAACCUCUUAAUUCAUCUGAAAACAAAAAAAAAAACACAUCCGCAAAAUUACGAAACUCGGCUUGGAGAAAAGUUCAUCGCUUACACAGACAAGAACCUUUCUGGUGGUGAACCGAAAUCAAAACAUUGCAUUUAUUAAUGCAAUUGGGAUUUUAUUGUUUGGGAAAUCCCAAUCCGAACAGAAACGUGUACUGUAUGCCAAAUAUGCUCAGUGUACAGAUUGCGCAGGGUUCACAGUAUAGUAUGGAAAGUAUGUAUGAAAUAGAGCCAUGAAUCCGAUACGAACUAGCCCGAGAAUACAGUGGGAACGCAUUCAUUUAACCGAAUUGCAAAAUAUUUAGAAUUACAUAAUCAAAUUUAAAUCUCGAAAGUGUGGCUAUUUUAAUUUUACAUAUAUUUCAUGAACAAAAAAAAAUAGACAACAUUUGUCAUAAGAUUAAAACCGUUCCAAAUUGUUUUAUUAUUUUGCAGUUGAUCGUACCAAAAGUGCCAUAAAUGAUUCAAAUAAAAGUCAGAUAAGGAGUUCCAAUUGAAAUUUUACCGUAAGCAUUUUUUUUGGAAAAAAAACUUGCAUGAAUCACCACAUUAACAUUGCAAAACAGUGUUAAAUUACUGUUUUACUCGAUGAAUUAGCAUUUUGGUAUAAACAUUGAAUUUACCUAAUACUUGCCCUGACUAGUUUUGAAUAUAAGAUUUGUGUGUUAGUAGUUCCCAAUUUGGUUGCGAUUCCCCAUUAGUGGUAUAAUUUCCAAGUAUUCGCUUACUAACAGUGCGCUUAUCGCAUAUUAUAAAACACAAAACUCGUAUGUUUAUGACUCUAUGUUUUGAGCCGCAAUUUAUUCAAUAAAUAGAACCACGAAUGCAACAGUACUCGCGAGAAUCUUUUACAAUGCAGUCGAAGUGUAAGUUUCAGUUACACAUUCUAGUAAUACUCGUAGUGUUUGAACUGACGUUCGGUCAAGACUUGAACCAACUGUGCACCAGCUCUCCGUCGCACAGAAUGGGACGUUGUGUUAGACGAGAACAUUGUUCCGGUGUGACUGAAAAUGAUUCGAUUUGGAAUGGCACGAUAUGUAGAUCAGAUGAAAGCCGACAACGAGAAACACUGAUUUGCUGUCCAGUUCUUCAAAACUGUGUCAAUUGCGGUAAACCAGACCCAAUAGUUACGAAUCGAAUUAAUGGUGGCAGCGAAGUGGAACCUGGAUCGCAUUCAUGGGCAACAUUGUUAGUGUACACACUGGGUAGAGAAAUCUCUAGAUCGCUGUGCGGAGGAGUACUGAUCAACCUUCAACACGUCCUAACUGCCGCUCACUGCAUCGAAGGUUUACCGAGAAACUGGAGAAUGCAAAAGGUUCGUUUAGGUGAAUGGAACAGUGAAUAUUGCAGCAACAGUGAAAAUGAAUCAACUUGCAAGCAAGAAUUAAAUGUUCGACGAACUACUAUACAUGACCAAUAUAACCGCCUAUCCAAAAGUCAUUCACACGAUAUAGCCCUUCUACAAUUGGAAAAAGAAGUCACAAUAAGUCAAUACGUCAAACCAAUAUGCCUUCCUCUGGAUAGCUCUUUACAAUUAAUGUCAAUGAAAGAGGAAGAUAAACAAUACACUGUAGUCGGCUGGGGAGAAACUGAACUUGGUAACAAAAGUCCAAACUUACUAGAAGUUACCGUAACCGGUAGACACAUAAGCAUGUGUAACGAAGUGUUUAGAAAACACGGAAUAGCCUUGUCCGAAACGCAACUUUGCGUAGGUGGAGAGGAAGGAAAGGAUUCAUGCCGGGGUGAUUCGGGUGGACCGUUGAUGCGGCGUAUGAAUGAUAUCUGGUAUUUGAUAGGAUUGGUCAGUUUUGGGGAUCGCACAUGUGGUGUCAGAAAUCAACCUAGCGUCUACACCAAUGUUACUGCCUAUAUAGACUGGAUUGAGCAUCAACUAAUUGAACUAAGCUAGCUAGAA